Pangasianodon hypophthalmus (striped catfish) is the source of this 743-nucleotide messenger RNA. RefSeq names its product NDUFA4 mitochondrial complex associated b (gene coxfa4b). The transcript has 4 exons. The record is from RefSeq and is a predicted model, not a curated record. The coding region runs from base 128 to 376 and encodes 82 amino acids. NCBI's taxonomy places the organism in Eukaryota, Metazoa, Chordata, Actinopteri, Siluriformes, Pangasiidae.
CCGCAUUCCCGAUUCCCGUGGCAACGUACCGGAGAGAGCACGCGCGCGCAUCGCAGUGCUGAAGACAUCUUUUAGUGUUAGUAUACAGGCGAUUUCUGUCUAUAUUUUUCGCAAAAAAUCAGACAGGAUGCUAAAACUUGUGGCAAAACAGCUGAGGAGCCACCCGGCUUUGAUCCCUCUGUUUGUAUUCAUCGGUGGUGGAGCAACCAUGUCAAUGCUCUAUCUCUGCCGCCUGGCCCUUAAGAACCCGGAAUGCUCGUGGGAUCGCACCAAUAACCCUGAACCCUGGAACAAGCUCGGCCCUAACGACCAAUACAAGCUCUUCACGGUGAACAUGGACUACUCCAAGCUGAAGAAGGACAGGCCUGACUUCUAAACCUGUCCCGGAUUUAUAUAAAUGGCACAGUAUGAAAUCCAAGAGCUGAUGAGCAUUGCCAUUUCUGAGAAAGGAAAGGAAGCAUUCAUGAUGCUUCCAUACACUUUGUACACAUUCAUACAGAAACACUUGUUUUGUACUUUAUAGGAAUUAAUUUAAAAAAGUAUUUAUGAUUCUUAACCAGAAAUGGUUCAGUCAGGAAAUAUAUAAAAUAUGUAUGAUUUGUAGAAUUGUGGAAAAUCACAGAAAAGUUAUAUUAAAAUGAAAUUGUUUUCCCAAAAUGAUUUCUUUUCAGUUUGUAUUAGCCAGGCUUACAUACGUCUCUAUCUCUUAAAUAACACCAGAAAUAAUAAAAAAAAUUGAUUCA